UCGGCUCCAAGCGCUUCGAAGUUCCAACGGCCCGGGGGCGUUUUUCACGCCGUGGCCAUGACAUGGCGUGAAAAGCUGGGCGUGGCUCUCCUGGUCUAUGGGAUCAUCAAUGCAUAUCUCUUCGUGAAGUUCACACCUGUCUACUCCGCAACCGUGUGCGGGGAUCAGACGGCUGAAUUGAAGAACUUUGAGAUGGGAGAGACGAUCCACGUGUCUAUUGAGAUUCAUGUGGUUUGUUCCAAUCCGAACCCUUACCAGGUGGAGAUCCUUAGCGAUACCCCCGGCCACGUCUAUGUGGGGAGCGACCGAGGUACCGAUGUAGGCGUGCUCACGCUGGCAGAAGGAUCCACGCUUCCUGCGGGUGGUCAGGGGGUCAUCCGGGUGCUGAUGGACAGUAAGAUCGCUCGAACCUCUUCAGGCUCGUUGGUGGAGAAGUUUCUGGGGGACGGUGAGAUCCCCAUCUACAUGGACUUAAAGUUCGAUGUGGGCGUGAACAUCAUCAUCGGCUUAUUGCAUUUUCCACCGAUGACCGCGCCCUUCGACAAGAAAUGCGGAAUGCAUAUCGGCGGCAUGUUCCAGCGCGCGGCGAACAAGCUUGGCCCAUUGAUUUGUAGAGACAGCUAUGAUGCACUGACUCUGGCACACUUAGGUGAAGAGACAGGUGGCAUGACCUUUUCUGCUGCUCAGAUGGAUCCAGAUCGAAUCCGCAUGGGUGAAACCAUGAAAAACGUGUGCAUUCUGGGCGCUGGAGGUUUGUCUUUCUUCUUCGGCUUCUUCCUCACGUACGCCUUCUGGCUGGACCCUCUCCGCUACUGCGAGGUCACUCUGCGGCGCUCGACCACUCGAAGCCUCUCAGGAGGCCUCAGCCUGAGGGCAACGCUGUCGGAGCGAAGCGCGCGAGGCAUGGAGAAGAAGAAGACACUGCACCGAUUGGAUUUGAGUGACGGCAUGGAAAGGACCUGGGUUGGGGGGAAGAAGAAACAGGAGCGGAUGUGCGAUGCCAGAUCGUUGUUGUGGGGAAGCACCAAACAUGCCGGAUCUAGACCGCCUAGGCCCGAUUGGAGCAUUCAUGUGCAGUAAAAAUACUUUUGGUGCUGGAUGGAGCUUGCUGCAAGUGUUCUUCCAGGAGCUACUAGUAGCGUCCUUCCUAGUUGCUUCUUGUUACUAGUAGUAAUGCCCUCCAACCUACUAGCGAUGGCCUCCAACCUAAUAGCAAUGGCCUCCAACCUAAUCGAGAUGGCCUCCACCUAGUAGCUUUUUGUUCCUAGUAGUAAUGCCAGGAGCUACUAGUGGCGUCCUUGCUGCAGUAAUAAUACUUUUGGUGCUGGACGGAGCUUGCUAGAAGAACAGCCUGUUUUAGAAGGUUGCGCCUGGGUGGUUCAUUCCAAUGUUGGGAAAAGGUAUUUGUACAGACCGAAGGAAUGCCGCCAAGGAAGGCACCAAUCUUAUAGUGUAGAUAUGUCCUGAUCCUGUUCAAUGCGUAUCUCCAAAAAAGUGUUUGAUGUUGACCACUCUCGUUUGCCCAAGUCAACGCUACUCAUCCCCCUGAAAGAAUUCCUGAUUUGCAAGAAGACUUUUGAAAACAAGAAGUCCCAUCUUCUCGCGGACCAGGGGGCAAAUCUUCUCGCUGCUCUCGUGUGGCAUUUUUAGUGGAUGGAAUGCUGGUGGACAUGGGUCCACCCAGCCCCAUCUGGCACAGCGAAGUGACUCACAAGCCAGCGGCGAAUUGAGAGGUUUACAGCCUAGCUGUGUGCGUGGCAACCGCUGACGCCAGCGGAGUCGUGGUUGGUCGAGGUGAUGGUGACAGUGAGGC
Durusdinium trenchii is the source of this 1813-nucleotide messenger RNA. The record is from the annotation of a GenBank genome assembly. Lineage: Eukaryota; Dinophyceae; Suessiales; Symbiodiniaceae.